Messenger RNA from Amoebophrya sp. A25, 10228 nucleotides. The record is from the annotation of a GenBank genome assembly. NCBI's taxonomy places the organism in Eukaryota, Dinophyceae, Syndiniales, Amoebophryaceae.
UGUAUUUCAAAACACGACCUUUCACGAAAAAAUGAGAGAAAGGAGGUGUUGUGUGAAAACUGCCGUUGAUGGUGUGUUCCUACAGUCACCGCGGUGGAGUAGUUGUUGAGUUGUUUGAGUCAGAUUAACUAGAGUUGACGAGGUUGGUAAUCACUAUGAACAUUCGGUUGUCUUCUGCUCUGUUUUUUUGUUUCCUUAUCGCUGACUCUGCCCGACGUCUGACGAGAGACUGACGUAUUAUAGGUUGUUCUGCUUCUGUGAGGGAUAAUUUAACGAGCAGUGAGUUGAUCUGAUGACAUCACGAGGCGAACGCAGGUCGGUUGUGUGACUUUGAUGUUUGAUUUUUACUAUGAUGGACUGCAUAUGUACUGCUAACCGAAAUGUAACAUUGUAUUCGAUCCCUUUGGCGUCAAAAAUAGAUACAAGAUUCAGGUCGGCGGAGCAAUCUUCAGGUUGUUCCACUUACCACUUCUUGGUUUUGAUCCCAAAUUUUUUCGUCCUUUUGGAUUCAAAAAAGCUCUUAUAAAGUUCAAGUUUUGUUGGAAAAAGGUAUUUUUGUUUUUGUUGGAUACAUUCGAACACAGACUGUUAAGUCGCGUCUAGUUUCUCGGUGAGAAACACUUGAGAGUGAUACUGUUUGCACAAUUUGCACUCACAGCCUGAGACUAAUGAUCUCUGGUUGGUCAUUUCUCCGGGGCGAGCACAGGACGGGCCGGGCCCUUCCUCUGGGUCGCCGUGUCUUACCUCGUACACAGGCCUUGCCCGGCGGCUUCGCGGCAUGGAUGCCGUUCCUUAGCCCUCCCAGUGACGGGUGUGCCGAAUUCUGACAUCAGUCGGAUUCGAACCCUGCGUCAUUCAGAUCCGGAGAAACUGAACUGAGACACUUGACCACUAGGCGAAAUGAUCCCUGUGGAUAUUCAUUGGGGUUGCAAGGAGGAAGUCUCAGCUUCAUCAUUGGGAUAUCAUGUUGCAUGGGGAAACUUUCAUAUGGAAACGCUUAUGCUAUCAUCAUUGAUUCAUACGAUCAUCCUAUGUUGAUUCUCAUCAUUGAUCAGAACUGACAGUACGUUAUGAACCUGAUUACAGCUAUGAAACAUUCAUCAUUUCUUCUAUCUGAAUACGUUGAAGGUCCUUUGCCUGAUGAUCACUGUUUUUGGAACUAUAUGCAUUUAGGUCUGUAGGUUAUCUUUGAGAUCAUUCCGGUGCUGUUUUGUCCUUGACUGUAUUGGGAGGCUUGAGCCACAAACGAGAGAGAGAGGAGAAGCCAGAGACACCCGCGCGACGGUAAACCCGUCGGGCGUUUGGAUGGUGCUCCGGUAACCUUUUGCCUGGCGAUCUUGGUCAUUUUGCUGAUCUUCAUCCUUGUGAUCUUUGUGACAUUUCGAGGAUUAUGACCUUGACCAACACCUCUCCUCAAUCGUUGCGUGUCGAAGUCCCUAGUCUCUGGACUACCACGGAAGUCAUAUCUCCUAGCUGCUCUUCUAUGGCUACGGUAUACUCGGCUAGAAACCAAAAUAAACCGAAUAUACUACACUAUAGUAAGCUAAAUCAUCCCCAUUCGUUUCAUCGUCUGAGGAAUCACAAUCAUCAUGCUCAACUUUAGUUAUCGGGUUAUCUAUAUGGUGAAGUAGUAGUCUACGUUGAGACGAACUACAUUCUAACUUAGUUAAGCCAUCAGCCUUCAUUAAGUUAGUUGGACAGAAAACUAUCUUACUGGCCGCAUCACGCACACGCAAGUAGCGAAGUGCAUAAUGGCGACUCUUCGGGCGUGUGUCAGUUGCUUUGGCUGUUGUGAUCGCGGAUUGGUUGUCGAUCCAGAGCACAGCAUUGUCUAAAGAGGGAGACAAGCCGUUCUGUGUGUGUACCAACUGAGUUGGUAGAGGCCUAUAGAAGUCUGUAAAGUCAUGCAGUUCACUAAGCACAAUAGUGUCAGAAGCUGCAAUAUAUUCACUUUCAGCCGUAGAAUAGGCACGGACAGUUUGUCGGUUACUUCUCCAAGCAAUUGGAACGCCUUUGAAAUACAUGAUCGAUCCACUUGUACUUCUCAUAGUCUUUACGCAGUUGGCGAAACCUGCAUCACUAAAGAUAUUCACCUCUGGCAUAUCUCUGCCUUCAGGUAGUAACUUUGAAUAGAUUCUAUUGAAUUCUUCUUCUUGCUCUGGUGAGUAUUCCAGUCCUUGGUCUCUCGUUGUCACCAGAUACUUUAGCACUUUUCUGGCUGCUUUAACCAUUCUUGUUGACGCGGGUUUGCUGACAUGUCUAGCCAAUGCUGCCACCGGUACAGAAAUGUCCGGGCGCGCGGUUACAGCUACCCAUAGCAAGGCACCAACUACCUCACGAAAGGGAUACCCUUCGACUAUCUUGAUCCCCUCCUCAAGAAAAGCCGACUCGUCAAAAUUGGGCGAGUAAACCGGUUUUCCGACAUCAAUUUCGAAUUUCUUUGCGAUUUUAUCAAUGUACUCCUCCAUAUUGAGCCGAAAUGUUCGAGCUUCACGGCAGUAGUACACGAUGGCACCUAAGAAGUCGAACCUGAGCCACGUUUGACCCCAAGGGGUUGGAACGGACUCCACAUCAAUCGCACGGCCAGGGGCACGCGAGAAGAUGAGUUCUAGUUCGGUCUUGAGCUCAUCAAGAUCAGGACCCGUUGCAAGAUUGUCAUCAACAUAGACUGACAUCUUGAGGAACUUCCCAGGUACCUUCGCACUCGGCUUUCUCCAUAAGCCUGGCGCAGAAUCACACGGCUCCCAGCCAAUACUGGCUAGUAUGUCGUGAUAUUUCUUGAACCAUGCUCGUGGUGCGUCCUUCAAGCCGUAUAAGGCCUUCUUGAGCUUCACGAUCUCGCGUCCAUGCUUCUCUGCCCAGAUGGGUGGGAGACGGCAGAAGACAUCGCGAUCGAGUUCAGCAUUGAGGAACGCAGAAUCUAAAUCGAACGGGAUCACAUAGUCCUGUUCUGACGCAGCAGAUGUCAGGAGCAGCCUAUUAGCGGCGUGUGAAACUACGGGAGCAAAGGUGUUUAGCUCUCCUGAACGAUCUAGAUUACCGAGGACACAAGCGCGAGCCUUGUAUCUUCCACAUCUUUUAAUAGUUAGAAUUAUGGCAAUUGGUAGAGCCUGUCGCGCGGUCGCAAGCUCCUCGUCAGAAGCUUCUUUCCACGUUUCAAAGGCUAGUAGUCUCGCAUGCUCUUUGUCAAUAACCUCCCGCCAUUUGUCGGCAUCAGGAGACUUGAGUGCUUGAGCAACGGACAAAAUCACAUAUGAUUCGACGAAUUCCUCAUCUUCGUCUAAUUCACACGUGCCACCUACUGCACUAGCGAACAGCGCCACAUUCUUUCUCAGUUCUUCUAACUGUUUCUUUGUUCUUCGAACCCUGCUGCCUGCUUUGUCCUUCGCUCCUUUUGGUCGGCCACGCUUCUUGACGUGUGUACGGCGUUCGCCUGCCACAACACGUGCUGGAGAAGGCGCUUUCGACUUAGACGGACUUAGCGGAGCAGAUGUCUCGCGAUCCUUCGCUUCAGCAUUCCCCUCCUCAAGUGAAACACCUUUUGGAGAGUCAGCUGCGUUGGAUUCCUCUACUUUAUCCAGUGUCUCAAUAAAUAAUUCGUCGGAAAUCGCGGUCGGUCCACCUGGAAUGUGCUCCGUGCCAGAGAACCCCGAUUGAUGAUCCAGCCUUUGCACUGACUGUCCAAGCAAGGGGGAGCCCAGCGACGACGCGCCACUCUGCAGAUUUUCCAGUUCGUCAUACUCAAUGUAGAUGCCCUUCUGAUCUGGCAAAAGCCAAUCGAUAUUUUUAAUUAGAUAGUCCUCUCUGAACUUUACAUCUAGGGUAGAGUAUUCCGCCCAUCGAUGUCCAAGCUUGCAACGAUCGUCAUGAGCGAAAGUUCCAACCAACCAACCAGACGACUUCGGACAGAGUCCAAGGAAGACGCCACGGCGGUACUUGGCCGAGAGCUUGGGUUCAGGAGUGUUGGCUUGAAUUUGUUCACGAAAGUAAACUAGACAACCAAAUCGGCGGAGCAUGCCGAUUGAACUCUUCGAUGAGUUUCUACCAGUCCUUUCUUCUAAGAUUUCAAUUGGACUCUUUCCAUCAUGUUGAGGCAUUUUUGCAUAGUUAUGCGGUAAACGAUCCCAGCAGUCACCAGCGUACUCGACGCAGUAACACCAGAGGCGUUUAUCAACUUUAGUCAGCAUUGUGCGUACACUGCCGAACAAAGUCCGCAUAAAACGUUCGCAGGUCCCAUUCAUCUCCGGAUUAUAAGGAACAGCCGGACUGUCUGAGACUCGCAGCGAUUGCAUAACUUUGGUCAUGUCAUCACUGCUCAGGACAGGUUCUCCAUCCCUCCGGAGGAACCACACUACCUUGUCAUCAAGUGAUAAGGAGUAGUCCUGGCGAAUGCCUUUGAUAACUUCUUCUAUUUCCUCCACACAGUCACUUUUCAGCUUAAGCGGUCGACAGAACACCUUCUUAAUUACAUCACAGAUGAUCACUAAUACACAUCUCUUUGACCUGACUGAUACGGGUUUGAUUCCAACAGCAAAGUCGAUUGCUAGUAACUUCAAUGGUUCAGGUUUGUAGUUCGAAGUAUCUCUAGCUUUUGCAUGUGGUGCGCGUUGGCCUUUAUGUAGAUCACACUCAGGGCAAUUUACCUGGAGGCCAUCUAUAUGAAAGUGCCCACAUCUUCUAUGAAGUUCGAGUCUUGUAAGGUAACAACUACUGACUCCUUCUUCUACUGUUGAACAAAUAUAACCACUAUCAGUCUCUUCUUUAAAUAAGUUGCAUGCAAGUAUGGGAAGCUGCAAGCGUGGAUGACUUCUUAUGGGUAUGGCCUGGCCGGUGUCCGUAUGUACGAGACAACCACCUGCGCCUUUGAAGUUGAAUUCCCAUCCUAAUUGCGAGCAGUUCCCUUCACCUAACCAAGGUAUAAUACGAUCUAAGUCCUUUGGUAGUGAAUCAUAAUAAACACCAUACUGGAGCCCUAAGAUGUUUGACUUUAGUUUUCCUACUCUUCCGUCUUUACUUCCAGCGCUACCAGUAAUCCUACAAGUUCUCAUAGUUAUUUCACUAAAAUCGUCUUUGUGUCUUGAAAGAUAUUUGUUUGCACAACUAUCGACUAGACUAACUUCUUCUCUUGUAGUAAUGGAACUAGUUGAAAGACUAUGUCCCACAAGUUUUACCUCCCCUGUAUUAUUUACGUUUAUUUCUUCACCCUCAUCUUCAUCCAAGUUCAGCGAGCAAAAUCCGCUUUCCACCGGUUCCGCAACUCAGCUCUGCUUUCCGCCGUUGAGAGCUUGCCACAGCUCCGCAACUUGGGACAUGUGAACCAUGCCAUUACCCUUUCCACCUUUACCCAUAGCACUACUAGAUUGGGAAUUGGUGUUCCAGUUCCAGUUUGCCUGGUUCUGUGGAUUCUUCCAACAAGACGCGGAUUUGUGACCCGGUUUGUUGCAGAUCCAACAGACUGGACGGGUGUCUUGUUUUCCAGAACCUUUAUUAUUUUUGUUCUGCGGCUUUCCUUUGCCGUUCGAAUUGGAGGCAUAGACCUCGGCGGCGAUCUUCUUCUUUGUGUUUGCCUUGAAGCGCUUGAGAGCACUUUUAGACAGAAAGAUCUUACCACCUUCAUUGGCCUUUUCCUCGUCAUCCUCCUCUUCACGAGAACGUUUAUUCGAGGUCUCCUGAACAUUGACCGGGAACGCCUUCCCGAAGGAAUCGUUCUCAACUUUGUAGGUUCCCUCCUCGAUCAACGUCGCAAGACGCUUUUCAAGUCGGUCACCAAUCUGGUCAAAUGUCAGACCAUCUUCUUCCUGCAUGCGUUCGAUCGUUGCCUUGAAGUUCUUGCAGAACAGCUCGGGCAACUUCUGUAGCAGUGCACCAUUUUGUUGGUCACUUUCUGGCACUCCUGCUUCCGGCGGGUACACGGUGGGCGACUGGUUCAUGAUGUCUCGGACUUUCGACAAGAAUCCUGUGACAUCUGCAGGUUGAUCCGCGUUGUGGAACUUCAACACGCCAUCCGUAAGCGGUUUUACUUUCAUCCGUUGUUCCUGACGGUUGUUUUGAUCGAAGUGUCCUACAUCACGAAGGAGCACAACAACCUCACCUGCAUCCAUCGCAUCCACCUGCCCAUUAUCGUUCUGGUUGUUGAUGAACGACGCAGCGGCACCUUUCAGACUACGAAUAAUCGCAUCUUUCAGGUUGCGCCACUUCUGCCGAAUUGUUUCCUCCCGAUUGGUAACUCCGUUAGGAAUACCAUGAGGAGCUGCCGGAAUGCCGACUACAUUCGUGUAGUUUUGAAGCAGGCCGAGACGGCUAGCUUCCUGACGUAUGGCAAGUUGCCAUGCUCGCCAGUCGGACUUCUGUCCGAGUUUCUUCGAAAUUUCUUUCGCAUCGCAGGACAUUUUGAAAAGUUGUUUCUAGAUGGAUUUCUACUCUAUACUUAGCUCAAGGGUCAAAGUAGUGUUGGAUACAUUCGAACACAGACUGUUAAGUCGCGUCUAGUUUCUCGGUGAGAAACACUUGAGAGUGAUACUGUUUGCACAAUUUGCACUCACAGCCUGAGACUAAUGAUCUCUGGCUGCUUUGAUCCCUGUGGAUGUUCAUUGGGGUUACAUGGAGGAAGUCUCAGCUUCAUCAUUGGGAUAUCAUGUUGCAUGGGGAAACUUUCAUAUGGAAACGCUUAUGCUAUCAUCAUUGAUUCAUACGAUCAUCCUAUGUUGAUUCUCAUCAUUGAUCAGAACUGACAGUACGUUAUGAACCUGAUUACAGCUAUGAAACAUUCAUCAUUUCUUCUAUCUGAAUACGUUGAAGGUCCUUUGCCUGAUGAUCACUGUUUUUGGAACUAUAUGCAUUUAGGUCUGUAGGUUAUCUUUGAGAUCAUUCCGGUGCUGUUUUGUCCUUGACUGUAUUGGGAGGCUUGAGCCACAAACGAGAGAGAGAGGAGAAGCCAGAGACACCCGCGCGACGGUAAACCCGUCGGGCGUUUGGAUGGUGCUCCGGUAACCUUUUGCCUGGCGAUCUUGGUCAUUUUGCUGAUCUUCAUCCUUGUGAUCUUUGUGACAUUUCGAGGAUUAUGACCUUGACCAACAGUUUUUAUCCUCCACCACGACUACUGUCCCAGAGUACAACUUAGUUGAUUUUCUUACUCGUAUCCUACGACAGAUUUGACAAAUUUUGUAUUUUACAGUAACCGAUUCCGAUAAUCUUCUAUUGUAGUUUUCUUAGCUUUAGUCUCUUCCACCACCACCUGCUCAAAAACAAAAUGUGGAGGCAAGCGUUGCGUCCUGUGAAGCAAGCGUCGGCCCGACGUGGGGCUUCGUUCGGUGCUUCCUCGUCGUCUACUUAUCGGCUCUACGCACCCGUAGCAUCCCAGCAGCGUCUCUUCGGUUCUGCUGCUCCCGCUCCAGCGAGUACUCCGGAACCGCAAAGCACCUCUGCGGCUACCAAUUCUAGCAGCUCUUUUACUGCGAAACCCGCGUCGGGCGUGCCGACUCCGAGCGCUGAGACGCUGAAGAAGAUCAACGAGCCGUUCGAGUGGGCACCAGAAGAGCAUUGGCGGGACCCGCUGAAUUUGGAACGAGAACUAACUGAGUCUGAGAUCCUGAUUCGUGAUGCGGCACGGAAGUUCACCGACUCGAUCCUGCGGCCCCGUGUCCGCGACCAUUUCCGCCAAGAACAAGGAGACACACGAGGCAUUAUCAAGGAAAUGGGUGAAGCGGGACUGCUCGGUUUGGUUUUGCCCGAAAAAUACGGAUGCGCAGGAGCUAGUCAGACCAGUUACGGGCUAGUGGCUGCGGAAGUCGAAAAAUGCGAUUCGGGAUACAGGUCGACGCUCAGCGUGCAGUCUAGUCUGGUACCUACUUAAAAUUUUGAUUUUUACUUAAAGCUGAAUAUUUUUAAUAUUUUCAAUAAAUUCUUGACUGCGUUUGUUCUUUGAAAAAUUGCAUUCAUCCACAAUCUACUAGAUGUCCUCGUGCUGGUGUCCUUUGUGUAGAGCGGUGCUGAGAUUAUCUCCGCCCCUUCAUAAUAUUUUUCUUGCCUUCACAACACUAGGUGAUGUGGCCGAUUUAUCUUUUCGGCAAGGAGCCUCUGAAAGAGCGUGUGCUCCCGCAACUGGCUGCGGGAGACUUAGUUGGCAGUUUUGGUCUUUCCGAGCCGAACCACGGAAGCGACCCCGCUGGUAUGACGACGACCGCUCGUCGGGACGGGAAUUCCGAUAAUUGGUUGCUUUCCGGCAGCAAAACAUGGAUCACAAACGCGCCGAUUGCCGAUGUUUUUAUGGUGUGGGCCAAGGUGCAUGACCCGGACGACAAGCAGUUGCACGGCAAGGUUCGUGGCUUCGUGAUCGAGCGACAAGAUCAAACCGGCAAGCCCACGGCACUGGAGACGCCGAAGAUCGAAGGCAAGUUCUCUUUGCGCGCGAGCCCAACAGGCAUGAUCAUGAUGGACGGCGCGCGCGUUCCCGCUGGCAACGUUCUGGAUAUUGUGGGGAUGAAGGGUCCCUUUACGUGCCUCAACAGCGCCCGACUCGGCAUUGCGUGGGGAGCACUGGGUGCGGCCGAAGAAUGCGUCUCUAUCGCGCGUCGCUACCUCUUAGACCGCCACAUGUUCCAACGCCCACUGGCCGCCAACCAGAUUAUCCAGAAGAAGCUCGCGGACGCGUGGACCGACAUUGUCCUCGGACAGCACUUGGUUUUGCGACUAACACGCAUGAAGGAGCAGAACGAACUCCACAGCAAUAUGAUCUCCAUGGCAAAGCGAAACUCCUGCACCAAGGUACUUUAUUUUCAAGAGAAAUAGUGGAGCAUAUGCAUAAAAAUCGUGAAGAUGUUGAUCAGCCAUGAUUAAUACUCCUGUAGUUUUCGUGAGGAAGAAUUUAGAAUUACUCUUUGUGUCAUCUACAUCUUCCCUACUGAGUUAGUACUGCAACUUUUACAACUAUGUAUGAUUUAGCCUCUUUUUCUCAUAACAACUUUCAGGCUUUAGCCAUCGCACGUGAGUGCCGAGAUAUGCUCGGAGGCAACGGUAUUGUAGACGAGUACGGUAUUAUUACGCAUGUUCUGAAUCUCGAGGCAGUGAAUACCUAUGAGGGCACUCAAGACAUCCACGCCUUGGUCUUGGGACGUGCAGUUACUGGCAUUCCAGCAUUCGCAAACUGAGCACACCUCCAAGAAAUGUUGGAACAAUUUUCUUGACUUUUUGAACGUGUAAUUUUCUGCAAGAGGACUAGGUACUUGUAGAAGAAUCCGAAGUUAAGGAGUUGCACUACCAGGAUUGCCACCUUUUAGUUCGUUGUAAAGAUCACCAAGAACUACAGAAGCAAGCAGUAUACAGAAGGUUCCUCUGUGUAUAGAAAGACUAAGUGGAGCUUAACAUCCUGAUCAGGCGAAGUAGUGAAACGAUUCACAAUCUUCUUGUCAGUCAUCGAGAAAUGAAGAUUGACUAUUUUAGUUCAAGUUUAGGAGCGACAGCUUCGCCUUUUGAGACCGAGUUUGGUAUGUUCAGUCUGUGCGCAUUUUAAUCGAGUUGUGUGCAUUCUAUCGUGAUUUUACUUUCUAGGUUUUUAUUCGUGUUAUUAUUUAUUGAUGCAUACGCAUUUGCUUUACGUUAAUGUCACGGUCUCUUAACGUGACACCAGGCAACGGCAACGUUGCUUUUAUUUGUGUAAAGUUGGUGUAAGUACAUGAUCCAUACAUAGCGUGACUUCUUUCAGUAUGCGGCAGACUAAGUUGUUGUAUCAUGUGCGUUCUCUAUGCAUUCAACGGACGUUUUCAUCCUUGCUAGCCUGAUUCCUUCGAUAUAUACAGACGUGCCAGGAGGUACCAGAAACUAACUGAAGCUUCUAUCAGUUUUUUUGAAACAAAAUUACCGCUCUGCGGCAUUAAAGUGUAAUUAUAGGCGUUCCUGAACGACACACAGGGUGGACAGAAGGAAAAAUACACAAUUGACUGCAGUGCGGAAGUUUAUGUUAUUGUAACGUCCGGAACACCGCCGUGCAUUUUUUCAAAGAAUAGCAAGUUCUUGUUGUCCAGUCUGCUGAUUAUUGACAUGUUGGAUAAGGAGGAGAUACUGCUCCCUCGAUGGAUUGGAAAUGCCCUGAACAUACAGCAUCUACUUACCUCAUCUUCCGUGUUAGUAGGCGCAUACCGAAUAAGAAUUGAACUUCGGCGUAAGCCCAAAAUCAUGCCUCGUCCUUGAAAAAUCAUCGGAAGAGAUGAGUGACGGCCGACAAAAACUAGUG